This is a messenger RNA of Cynoglossus semilaevis (tongue sole), 3364 nucleotides long. Its product is annotated as integrin alpha-3-like. The record is from RefSeq and is a predicted model, not a curated record. Gene Ontology annotation, molecular function: integrin binding. Gene Ontology annotation, biological process: leukocyte migration; cell-cell adhesion; integrin-mediated signaling pathway. The coding region runs from base 37 to 3165 and encodes 1042 amino acids. The transcript is spliced from 27 exons. Gene Ontology annotation, cellular component: external side of plasma membrane; integrin complex. NCBI's taxonomy places the organism in Eukaryota, Metazoa, Chordata, Actinopteri, Pleuronectiformes, Cynoglossidae.
CUCCUCCUGACUCCUCUCUUUCAGGUGUGUGUUGUCAUGGCAUCGGCCGUGUGUGUGCUGUUGUGUGUUUGUGUGCGUGCGUGUGUCUCCUUCAACGUGGACACAUCCUUUCCACUCUUAAAAACCGGAGGAGACCAGACGUUCUUUGGCCUGUCGGUGGCGCUGCAUGAAGACCUGAGGACAGGGGAGCACAUGCUGUUGGUUGGAGCUCCAUUGGCCGGGGCGGAGCCUGGCGUGCCAGCCAAUCGCACCGGGGGAGUCUACAGCUGUCCCAUCAGUGAGGGUCAGAGUGCGGAGUGCAGCAGGAUGAAGCUGCUCGAUCCAGAGGUGAACCUGUCAAAGGACCUGAUAGAAGACAUGUGGCUGGGUGUCUCUGUGGUCAGUCAGGCUCCCCCUGGUGGCCGUGUCCUGGUGUGUGGUCAUCGCUUCGUCAAACUCUACGGGCCUCUGGCCAUCCGACAGAUGAUUGGACGAUGCAUCCUGCGGGGAAAUGACCUGCGCUACAACGACACGGACAUGAACUGGCAAAACCUGGCGCAAACGUGCAGUCACGUCGGUGAUGUCAGAGGUGAGGUCAUGUGUAAUGCUGGGAUUUCAGCUUACAUCACUCAGAGUGAGGUCAUUAUCGGGUCACCAGGAAGCUACGAAUGGCAAGGAAACGUGCACAUGACUUGGUUGAACCCCGAUGACCUCUUUGACUCACAGAAAACUUCCUUCAUCAACAUGAAAAGCAGAAACCUUUACAUCGGUUAUUCUGUCUCUCUGUCUCAACAUGUUCUGUCACAUGAUGAUGUCACCAUCAUCACAGGCGCUCCGAAAGACAGUAAAGAUGACGCUCGCGGCUCCGUGCUGUUGGCAGUGAAGGCGUCCAAUCGGCUGCUUCCUCGUGUGACUCUGCGCGGCCAACAGACUGGUUCCUACUUCGGGAAUGCGGUGGCGACCGCUGACAUCAACAAUGAUGGGUGGGACGACCUUCUGGUGGGUGCUCCGUUUUUCUUUAAUAACCAACAGGAAGUUGGCGGAGCGGUGUAUGUUUACAUGAAUUUAGGUGGAAGGUUUGAUUCCAGGCCCAGUCAGGUGCUGACAGGACCAGUUGGAUCUGCCUUUGGAAUGAGCCUCAGUGCCGCAGGAGAUCUGGACCAAGACGGAUUCAUGGACUUUGCAGUUGGAGCGCCGUUUCAUCAAACAGGAAGUGUGAUGAUCUGGAGAGGAAGCAGAGAUGGAAUUUCAACACGACCCAGUCAGGUCAUCCAUGGCAGCAGCGUGUCACCACUUUUCAGGACCUUCGGUUACUCUCUGUCCGCUGGCCUGGAUGUGGACAAGAACCGUUAUCCUGACCUUUUAGUUGGGUCUUUGGACGACACCGUUGUUCUGCUCAGAACCCGUCCUGUCGUACACCUGAGUAAAAAGAUCCAGGUUUCUCCAGAGGCCGUUGAUCCAAACAACUGUCACUUCUGCAUUCAGGUACAGGUGUGUUUCUCCAUCAGCUUCAGCUCAGACCAGAGCCACACUGAAAACAUCAGAAUCCAAUUCACUGUCGCUGCCGAUGUAACCAGCCUCAAGCCCCGCCUCCUUUUCAGUGACAACGGACAAAGCAGACUGUCCGGUUUCCUGACUGUGAGGAAAAGACAUUGCCAAAUCCUGAGAGUGGGACUGCAGAGUUUGUUCAAAAACUAUCUGGAACCUUUAGUGUUUUCUCUCAAUGCUUCGCUGAGCGAGAAGCUGCCCACGAGAAGAAGUGGUGUCCAGGACCUGAAAAUGUUGCCAGUCCUUUCCCACACGCCAGAACCAACCAGAACACAGAUCCACAUCCACAAAGCAUGUGGUUCCGACAACCAUUGCCAGAGUAACCUGCAGAUGGCGGCCCAGUUCAUGGACGAAAACCAGGAAGCCUUGGUCAGAAAGAACGUGGUUCUUCGCCACAACACCUCCUUCACCACGUUGAUCCUGGAGGUGAACGUCAGCAACGUGCCGUCCACAGAUCAACCAGCAGAGGACGCUCAUGGUGCUGUUCUGAAUGUUAGCUCUUCACCCUGCCUCGUCUACUCGGGAGUCAGAACCAAGGGUGAAGCUGUGACAUCAUCAGUGACCUGUUGGCUCCAGGAGAUGGUUCUGCUCUGUGACCUGGGAAACCCGUUCAGAAAGAACCAGCAGGUUCAGAUAUUGAUCAUCUUCCAGUUGAAGACCAAUCUGGAGGCCAGAGAAGUCCAAAGUGUUCUGCAGCUACAGACUCUCAGUGAACAGCCUCCUGUGUCUCCUCUCCUCGUCUCUUUGCUGCUGGACUUUUGGCUCCAGCCUUCACUCCAACUGCUCAGACGGCCUGGCCCCGCCUUCUAUCAAAGUCAUGUGACGAGUGAACCCGCUCUGAAAAAGACGGAGGACAUUGGUGCUCAGCUGAUCUACGUCCUUCAGGUAGAUGUGGAAACCUCACUGCCCAGUCACCUUGGCCGUCUGCAGCUGCGAUUUGAUUGGCCGAGGGCUGUUUCCAGUGGGAAGCAGCUAAUGUAUGUGACACAGAUCCUGGUGGACAGUGAUACUGAGCCUCGCUGCCGUCCUGACAAUAUCAUCAACCCCCUCAACCUGAUACUGUCGGAGGAGGACCAGAAAAGGACAAAACAGAGUCUGGAUCAGGAGGUGGAGCCUGUUCAUUAUCGACACACAAACCGGACACAAAGCGGACAAACAAAGUCUUACAGCCUAGACUGUGAGCAUGGAGCCCAGUGUGUAACUUUCACGUGUCCUCUGCUGGAGCUGAAGAACUCAGCUACUGUAACGGUUUGGGCCCGACUCUGGAGUUCCACCAUGAUUGAGGAUUUUGCUGAUGCCAGGAUGGUUUUGGUUCGAGGUCGAGUGACUCUAGAACUUCAAACAAACAAGACCAACAUUAGGAUGGAGUCUCAGCGCAUUGAGAUCCAGGUACGGGUUUAUCCGGAGUUUACACAACAGUUGGACUCCGGCGCCCUCCCAUGGCUGCUGCUGCUCUCUGCACUCGUUGGAGUCUCCCUGCUGACUAUAAUCGCUCUGCUGCUCUGGAAGUGUGGGUUCUUUGAGCGUCACAAGGCGGCGAUCUACCAGGGGAGGAUUGAGAUUAAAGGGGAAAUCCUGGACAAGUCCUUGGCGCCUGACCACGCCCCCUACCCGCCAAAACAUGGAGUCACUUCGUGAUCGUGCCGUUGUGUUUGCGGGUUGUUUCGUUGUCAUUGUUGGUGUGUAUUCCUGUUGAUCGGUGCCUGGUUUUGUCUCCUGUGAUGUCAUGAUGUCACACUGAGGCAGAGCUAAAAGUUUGCCACGUUGAGUCUGGUGUUUACAGUAGGUGUCUGUGAUUUGUAAUCCUGUUGUGUAUACUGUACUGUACAACACGCUG